AUGGAUAGCAUUAAGAAUAACCCGGCUAAAUUAGACGAGGUCACGAAAUCAAUAUUUACUAGAUUUAAUUCUAUGUCCUUCCUUUUUCGUGAUGAUGCAGAUGCCCUAAAUGAUCUUAGCUUCUGCAUGUAUAAUAUAACCGCUGAAUGGAAUGAAGCUUUUAAUUUCUCACAUGAUACAAGAUUCUUGUCAAAUUGUAUCAAGAAAACCAAUGGUCAUAUUGUUCAGCGUUUGUGCACUGCAGCCGAUAUAAAGUUCUACGUAACUGCUAUAUCGGAAGCUGAAAAACAAGGAUUUAAGAGUUCUAAUUAUGUUAAAGGUAACCAAAACUGUAAUCUUACCUCUUGGGCUCCUGGAUGCGAACCUGGUUGGGCUUGUGCUGUUGAGAAAGAUGUGGAGGUUGAUCUUAAAAACAAAAACGACAUGCCUUUUAGAACUUCCAACUGUCAACCUUGUUGUGAAGGUUUCUUCUGUCCAACGGGCCUCACCUGUAUGAUACCCUGUCCCGCUGGUUCAUACUGUCCUCUUGCUCGUCUCAACACUGAUACUAAUAUAUGUGACCCAUAUCGCUACCAACCACCGCCAGGAGUUUCCAACCACAGUUGUGGCGGAGCAGAUGUGUGGUCAGCUGUAACCACCAGUCGUGAGGUAUUUUGUCCGGCAGGGUCCUUCUGUCCGAGUUCCAUUGAGAAAUAUACUUGCGAACCUGGACAUUUCUGCAGGCUUGGAUCAACAUUUGAAACAGAGUGUUAUGAAUUGGCUAAAUGUGACAAAGGGGCGGCAAAUCAGAAUAUCACUGCAUACGGAUUAAUGAUUUGUGGUGGUUUGACACUUCUGCUGCUCAUUUUUUAUAACUGCACGGAUCAGGUGAUCACCACUAGAGAAAAACGGAAAGCAAAAUCAAGAGAAGCUGCCGCACAAAGUGCAAAGGAAUUGGCACAAGAAAGAUGGCGGUCUACAAAAGAAGGUGCAAAGAAAAAAGCAGCUGGGUUACAAAAUUCAUUGACACGAACAUUUUCUCGUAAGAAAUCUUCUAUGUCGGAUAUGUCUAAGGAUCCGGAACAAUCCAAUGUUGGACAUGGUGCCACGGGAUCCAGGGAUGAUGCAAAGGACCAGAAGGACCUUACGAUGAUGAUGCGUGAUCUGGAAAGUGAUCCUGAAAGUCAUGAUGGUUUCAAUGUAGAGAUUGGUGACAAAAACUCAAAAAAAGAUACGAAGCAUAAAAAGUUACACACUCGUAGCCAAAUAUUCAAGUAUGCAUAUGGUCAGAUAGAAAAGGAGAAAGCCUUGGAACUGCAAAAUUCACAUUUAACAUUCUCCGGGGUUAUUUCCAUGGCUACUGAUCCAAAUAUCAGAAGUAGGCCUAGAAUUGAAGUUUCUUUUAAAGAUCUGACUCUUACUCUAAAGGGCAAAAAAAAACAUCUGUUAAGGUGUGUAAGUGGAAAAAUUUCACCUGGACGUGUAUCUGCUGUGAUGGGUCCUUCUGGAGCUGGUAAAACAACAUUUCUCUCUGCUCUAACCGGAAAAGCAAGGGGAUGCACUGUAAAUGGAUCGAUUCUUAUAAACGGGAAAGAUGAAUCUAUGAGCUCUUACAAAAAAAUCAUCGGGUUUGUCCCCCAAGAUGAUAUAGUUCAUGGUGACUUGACUGUGGAAGAGAAUCUUUGGUUCAGUGCCAAGUGCAGGCUUCCUGCAAAACUUUCUCGAGCUGAAAAGGUUCUUGUUGUAGAAAGAGUGAUCGAGUCUUUAGGGCUGCAACAUGUCAGAAAUUCUUUAGUUGGGACAGUGGAGAAACGAGGGAUAUCUGGGGGACAGCGAAAACGAGUAAAUGUUGGUUUGGAAAUGGUCAUGGAACCUUCUUUAUUAAUUUUAGAUGAACCGACCUCUGGUCUGGACAGUUCUUCAUCUCAGUUACUUCUUAAAGCACUUCGUCGUGAAGCUCUUGAAGCAGUAAAUGUGUGCAUGGUGGUUCACCAGCCAAGCUAUAGCUUAUUCAGGAUGUUUGAUGACUUGAUACUUCUAGCAAAGGGUGGUCUGGUUGCCUAUCUUGGACCAGUGAAGAAGGUGGAAGAGUAUUUUUCGGGCCUUGGUAUCCAUGUACCCGAGCGUGUCAAUCCUCCUGAUCACUAUAUUGAUAUACUAGAGGGAAUUGUAAAGUCAAGUACAACCUCAUCAGUCAACUACAAAGAGCUUCCUGUCAAAUGGAUGCGCCAUAACGGUUAUCCUGUACCACCAGACAUGAAAGAAUUCGACUUAAAUGCAGAAUCUUUAACUGGACAAGAUUCGGGUGAGGGCUCAACGUCUACCGAUGGGGCGGAUGAGCGAUCAUUUGCUGGAGAAUUAUGGCACGAGUUUAAGCUAUUUGUUGCACUGAAAAAUGACAACUUUUUAAGUUAUUUCUCGAGGAGGAAAGACUUAUCGAACCGUAUAACACCUGGUGCAUGUCUACAGUACAGAUAUUUUCUUGGGAGGGUAGCAAAGCAACGAAUACGAGAAGCUAGGCUCCAAGCUGUAGAUUUUCUGCUUUUGUUGAUAGCUGGGAUCUCUCUAGGAACACUUGCUAAAGUGAGUGAUGAAAACUUUGGGGCAGUUGGAUAUACUUACACCAUCAUUGCAUUUUCUUUACUCAGCAAGAUUGCGGCUAUGAGAUCAUUUACAUCAGAUAAGUUGCAAUUUUGGCGAGAACGGGAUUCGGGAAUGAGUUGCUUCGCAUACUUCUUCUCAAAGGAUACGAUUGACCAUUUCAACACCAUCAUAAAGCCUGCAGUUUAUCUCUGCACAUUUUACUAUUUCAACCCCCCAAGGUCUUCCGUCUUUGAUAAUUACAUUGUCUUACUUUGCUUGUUAUACUGUGUAUCUGGAUUCGCUUAUGCACUAGCCAUCUACCUUGAACCUGGUUCUGCCCAACUAUGGUCGGUGCUGCUUCCAGUUGUGUUGACUCUUAUUUCAACCCAAGACGGUGAAAAGGGAACAAUCCUAGCUCUCCUCAAAAGACUGUCUUACCCUUCAUGGGCUUUGGAAGCAUUUUUGCUAGCUAAUGCCGAAAGGUACCGUGCGGUUUGGUUGCUAACAAGAUGUGCAGCGAUUGCCAAGAGAGGUUACGAUCUCAGAGAUUGGAAAUUUUGUUUGACGCGUCUACUAGUCGCUGGUCUAGUGUUUCGUAUUAUAGCUUUGUUCUUGUUAGUGGCCUUCCAGAAGAAGUAAGUGUAGUUAACCCAUCUAAGGAGAAAGCCUUAAGGUCAACUAAAAGUCAAACACAAAAAUCAUGGGAAAAUGAUCUCCUCCUGAUCGAGUGUAAUCAGAAGGAACAGAGGUUGACGACCACAGGCGUCUGUGUAUUUUAAUGCGAACUGACCCUUUUUUACAAAGACUAAUUCAUGUUUAACAAGAAUUCUGAUUAUAGGAAGAGAUUAUGUACAGUUUGAAUAGGAAACC
Molecule: messenger RNA, 3432 nt
Organism: Erigeron canadensis
Lineage: Eukaryota; Viridiplantae; Streptophyta; Magnoliopsida; Asterales; Asteraceae
Product: ABC transporter G family member 28-like
Exons: 14
Coding region: 1-3201 (1066 amino acids)
Molecular function (GO): ATP binding; ATP hydrolysis activity; ABC-type transporter activity
Source: RefSeq, a predicted model, not a curated record